AUGGAAUACAACGCGAGGCCGGUUUCUAGCCUUGAAAUCGCCCCGGCAGUGAUAAUCUACGGCACGACUCAUAGUUCUCACGUUGUCAAUCUCGCAUUGUAUUCGUCUUACUAUGGGAAAACGCAUAUAAUCACUGAUCACGAACGAGUCAUUGCUUGCUUUCAAAAGCCAGCAAACAAUCUUGAGACAAGCAAAAGUCAAGGCAAAAGAGGGAAAGGUAACGAACCAGACAAGGCCAAUCCUUCCACCCGAGAAAAUAAUCCCAACAAACACGCGCAUUCUCCAUGCGACAACAGAAUCUCUCAGUCCUCAUCAGCACAACAGAGAAAGUUACCCACCUUCCUAAUCUAUAUCUUCAAGGUACUAGGUAGCUUUCGUCCAGCUUUAUACAUCUGCAAUACUCCCAAACUUCGCGGAACCCUUUCCGAUAUCCAAGUACGGAAACGUUUCUGA
Botrytis byssoidea is the source of this 453-nucleotide messenger RNA. RefSeq lists its product as uncharacterized. The transcript has 2 exons. The record is from RefSeq and is a predicted model, not a curated record. Lineage: Eukaryota; Fungi; Ascomycota; Leotiomycetes; Helotiales; Sclerotiniaceae. Bases 1 to 453 code for a protein of 150 amino acids.